CGCAUCAGAGCCGCCGUAUUCACGCUCCAGACACGAGACACAGAAGCUCUUCCAGGCCCUCAAUUCGAACUGUUCAGUCAAGACAUUGACCAUGGAGCACAAACCGACGUUCAUGGAAAACAUCCUGCGCACCAAGCCGCUGCAGGUGAUCAAAGCUGAGGAGGCAGCUGAGGAACUCCCACGUCAGAUGAACUUGUUCGAUCUCCUGUGUAUCGGUAUUUCUGCCAGUGUGGGCAGCGGCAUCUUCUCCACGACUGGCGAGAUUAUCAGCGGCACUGCGGGUCCUGCUGCCUUUGUGAGCUGGAUCAUCGCCGGUAUCGUGUGCAGCAUCAACGCUCUGGCCUACAUGGAAAUGGUGACUCAAGUGCCGUCGUCAGGUAGUACCUACGCGUACUCGUUCUACGCUCUUGGUGAGCUACCGGCCGUGGUCGCAGCUUGGUUGGUCUCGCUCGAAUACGGUGUCUCUGGAUCUGGUGUGGCUCGCAGUUGGGCCACCAAAGUGCAGGAGUGGCUGGAAGAGGAACAUCCGACACACUCUUACCAAUGGAUGAACGAGGACUACACGAAUCUGCUGGGUGCUGUGUUGAUGGCACUGUGCGUCGCUGUGCUUCUCUUGGGUAUUCGCUUCAGCAAGUGGUUCAUCAACAUCUUCACGACGGUCAAAGUCUUCGUGGUGCUCUUCAUCAUCGUCGCUGGGUUCGCCUACAUUGACGUCGAUAAUCUUUCGCCGUUUGUUCCUGAUCGUCAAAGUGUUGACGGUGCAAUGGCUUUCGGAGCCCAAGGAAUCAUCACUGGAGCAUCGUCAGCUUUCUUCGGAUACGUUGGUUUCGAUGAGGUGUGUUGUCUGGCUGCAGAGGCCAAGAACCCCAAGAAGACUAUGCCACUGGCUGUCAUCGGCACCGUCUUCGGGAUCAUGUUCCUGUCGUCUUUCGCUUCACUAGCUUUGUCCGGCCUGGUUCCGUAUGAUAAGGCGACGAGCUUUGGCGCUGGGUUCGACUACGCCGGUCAGAACUGGGCUGCUCAGAUCGUCCGUGCCGGUGAGACGUGCACUAUGCCAUUGGUGGUACUAGUGAGUUUCCUGGCCCAACCGCGCUUGAACUACGCUCUGUCGUGCGAUGGUCUGAUGCCUCGCAUCUUCGCUAAGGUCGACGAGAACGGCAAUUUGUUCCAGAACACACUCAUCACUGGCGUCUUGUUCACCGUUGUCGCCUUCCUCGUGCCCUUCAAUACUCUAUGGGACGUCGUGAGCUUCGGUAUUCUUCUGUCCUUCAACAUGACCAACUCGUCGCUGCUUAUGAUCCGCAUGCGUCGGCAAUCACCUUCUCUGGCGCCCAAGCUCAUUGGUCUCAUGGUGGGCUCAGCGUGGCUAGCAGCUUUCUUCUACCAGAUCGGCUACUCGAACGAAGGUCACGUGUGGUGUCUCGUCUUGGGAAUUAUCUUCCUCGUGGUCACGAUCAUCGCGUGUUUCGCCAUGUACUUCAAAUGUCCUCAGGAUAAUCCAGGAGCCGACUGCUUUGCAUCUCCAUUCGUGCCUUUCAUCCCCACGAUUUCAGUGCUGGCCAACUUCUACCUGGCUGCGCAGAUCAACUACACGGGCAUUUACGCCAGCAUCGCUUGGUUGGCAGCUAGUGUGGUCUUCUACUUCAGCUACGGUUACAAGCACUCUGCUGGCCGCAGUGGCUGGAGUUCGCUGCUGAACUUGCCACGCAAUUCCACACUGCGCUCGCCCAUGAUCUCGACUGCCGACAAGAAGCAGCUCCAGGAGUAGAAGUUGAAUUUUGUUAAUCGUACGAAUACACGCACAAUACCAGGAACAUCUUGCGAGUAUUAAUCAGCUUCAGCCGUUGCAGCCA
This is a messenger RNA of Phytophthora nicotianae INRA-310, 1853 nucleotides long. RefSeq lists its product as hypothetical. The record is from RefSeq and is a predicted model, not a curated record. Gene Ontology annotation, cellular component: membrane. The transcript has a single exon. Gene Ontology annotation, molecular function: amino acid transmembrane transporter activity. Lineage: Eukaryota; Oomycota; Peronosporomycetes; Peronosporales; Peronosporaceae. The coding region runs from base 92 to 1768 and encodes 558 amino acids. Gene Ontology annotation, biological process: amino acid transport; transmembrane transport.